Molecule: messenger RNA, 1648 nt
Organism: Pseudomassariella vexata
Lineage: Eukaryota; Fungi; Ascomycota; Sordariomycetes; Amphisphaeriales; Pseudomassariaceae
Product: beta-glucanosyltransferase gel1
Exons: 1
Coding region: 147-1514 (455 amino acids)
Biological process (GO): fungal-type cell wall (1->3)-beta-D-glucan biosynthetic process
Cellular component (GO): fungal-type cell wall; cytoplasm
Molecular function (GO): 1,3-beta-glucanosyltransferase activity
Source: RefSeq, a predicted model, not a curated record
UUUUUUUGUGACGGCUUCCGCAUCCCUCACUCUUUCGGGACCGCGACUACUUGGUUUUUCUUGCCCACGACACCAACACUACAAUACCAAUUGGAACUCGAGCUUUCGGAUUUGAUACCAAUUAGUCACAUACUACCAAAACAAAGAUGCGUUCGUAUGCUCUCGCCUCCGCUCUGGCGGCUGCCUCCCUUGUGAGCGCCAACCCUACCGAUCCCACCAGGACCACGCCUCAGCUCCCCAAGCGUGCAUCUUCCCUUCCCGCAGUCACCGCAUCCGGCAACGCCUUCUGGGCCGGUGAUGACCGAUUCUACAUCCGUGGAAUCGACUACCAGCCCGGUGGUUCGUCUGGAAUGAAGGACCCCCUGGCCGACGAGACGGUCUGCAAGCGAGACAUUGCCGAGUUCAAGAAGUUGGGCAUCAACACUGUCCGAGUUUACAUGGUGGACAACUCGGCCGAUCACGACACAUGCAUGCAAGAGCUGGCUGAUGCCGGCAUCUACCUUGUCCUCGAUGUCAACAACCCUCUGUAUUCCAUCAACCGUGACAAGCCGGAGCCGUCGUACAACGCCGCCUACCUCCAGUCCGUCUUCGCCACCAUUGAUGCCUUCCAGAAGUACGACAACACGCUCGCCUUCUUCUCGGGUAACGAGGUCAUCAACGACAAGCUCAACUCAACCCUCUCUGCCCCCUACGUCAAGGCUACCACUCGUGACAUGAGACAGUACAUUGGCUCCAUGAACUACCGUGCCAUCCCUGUCGGUUACUCGGCCGCCGAUGUCAGCAACAACCGCAUGCAGACUGCCCACUACUUCAACUGCGGCACCGACGAUGAGCGCAGUGACUUCUUCGCCUUCAACGACUACUCGUGGUGCGCUCCUUCAUCCUUCUCACAGUCCGGCUGGGAUGCCAAGGUCAAGAGCUUCACUGGAUACGGUCUGCCCAUCUUUUUGUCAGAGUGGGGUUGCACCACCAACGGCCGUACCUUCGAGGAGCUCAGCGCUCUUAUGAGCAGCGACGAUAUGACCAUGGUGUACUCUGGUGGUCUGUUGUACGAGUACAGCAAGGAGGGAAACGACUUUGGUAUCGUCGACGUCUCGGACUCUUCCAGCGUCUCCGAGAGUGAUGAUUUCAAGGCAUACUCCAGUGCUCUGGCCAAGUACACCGCACCUAGCGGCAAUGGCGGCUUCACCUCGACCACCAACUCGGUUGCCUGCCCGACCAAGGACGCAUACUGGCUGGUCGACUCCUCGGCCCUCCCUGCCAUCCCUGACGAGGCCAAGUCGUACAUGACGGCCGGUGCCGGGACUGGCCCUGGUCUCAAGGGUGACGGAUCUCAGAACGCCGGCUCGACCAGCACUGGAACGGCUUCCCCCGGAUCUGGAUCCGUGGCGACCACUGCUUCGGCUUCUGGCGAGAACGUUGCUGGACGUCCCGCGCCGCCCAUGGACAUGGCCAUAUUCGCCAUUGCUGGCGUCUUUGGCUUCUUCACCCUCGCCGGUACCCUCCUUCUGUAAAUAAGCGGACCUCGCAUAAAUCCACCCACGUGGACAAAUGGUCUCGUCUUUCAGAAUAGACCCGCGUGUUCCCGGUUGUCGUUUGUUGAUUUGGAAGGAUUAUGAACCCCGUGAGCGGAUAGACAGGAAAUGGC